Messenger RNA from Chenopodium quinoa (quinoa), 3363 nucleotides. RefSeq lists its product as uncharacterized. NCBI's taxonomy places the organism in Eukaryota, Viridiplantae, Streptophyta, Magnoliopsida, Caryophyllales, Amaranthaceae. Gene Ontology annotation, biological process: protein phosphorylation. Bases 516 to 2990 code for a protein of 824 amino acids. Gene Ontology annotation, molecular function: protein kinase activity; ATP binding. The transcript is spliced from 16 exons. The record is from RefSeq and is a predicted model, not a curated record.
GGUAACAUGACAAUGGUUCUCCUCUAUUUUUAUUUAAAGUAAGUGGUUUGGAAAAGGGAGAAUUAUUGGGGUGUUACAAUAUCCGCUGUUUUUUAAUUAUCAAGUGCAACCUGGUGUACUAUCCUAUUUUCAAAUACUACCUUCGCUUCACAUUACUCGCAGCAAUUUCCUUUUUUGGCCGCUUCACAUUACCCGCAACAACUUACUUUCUUUCCUUUUUUAGUAACCUUUUCCCUACAUGUUUACUUUCUUUUGACUCGGCCUCCGCAAAUUUGUUUUGCGAGUAAUGUGAAGCGGAGGUAGUAUAAGAAUACAGUUGGAUAUCAAAAGAAAUUACUUAAGAUCAACAGGGGAGCAUUAAAUUAAAAAAAAAAAAAAAAAAAAAGAAAGAAAAAAAAGCGUUGCACCUCAUCCACCACUCGUUGCCAGUUUGCCACUGCCACUUCCCUUCGAAAAACACCGGGCUUAAAUGGCGAUGUAAAAUCUACUUCACAAAUCGACACUGUUAAACAACAAUGGCGAUGCUCGGAUUAGCAACAACAACAGCAACAACGUCAACAACAGCAACGAUGUAUCCGAAGCCAAAUUCAGUAGUAAAAUGCAACACAACAGCAUCAUGUCAGACCAAAUUCAUCAUUUCAAAAGUCGCAAACCACAAGCAGAAACGAAAUAUGGGAAAUUUCGAUCACUUGUUUGGAGUUGUGAAAAAGGAUUGGGAAUUCUUGAAGAAAGGCGUUGAUAAAAGUGUUAAAUGGGCAAAUGAGCAUUUACAUGUUCCCAAAAUUGCUAAGAAAGUUGAUGAUGUUAUUUGGCUUCGUAAUUUGGAAAACCCUAAUUCUCCUCCAUUUCAGCCUCCUUUUUGGCCUCAACCUUCUUAUCCAGCACUCUCAGGGAUGGAUUUGUUGAUGGCUGAUAUCGAAGCUUUGGCAGCAUAUGGUAGUUACUUUUACCGUAUGACAAAGGUUUGGCAAAGCCCACUGCCUGAGGUCUAUGAUGCUGAAGUCGUUUCUGACUAUUUUAAUUGUAGGCCUCAUGUUGUUGCCCUUAGACUUAUAGAGGUUUUUGCUGCAUUCUCUUCUGCUGUAAUUAAAAUUCGUGCUUCAAGGAUCGGAAGGCAUGUCUUGAGGACUGAUGAGGAUGGAAUCAACAGCUUGUCACAGUUUGAUUUUGGAAAGGUUCUUAAAGAAACAAUGCUUAAUUUGGGUCCCACGUUUAUCAAAGUAGGACAGUCACUCUCAACAAGGCCAGAUAUUAUUGGUUCUGAUAUCUCCAAGGCGCUAUCUGAGCUUCAUGAUCAAAUCCCUCCUUUCCCUAGAGCUAUUGCAAUGAAAAUUAUUGAGGAUGAAUUAGGAGCUCCCGUGGAAAGAUUUUUCAGUCAUAUAUCUGAUGAACCUGUUGGUGCAGCUUCUUUUGGUCAGGUCUACAGAGGAACAACAUAUGAAGGCUAUGCUGUGGCUAUCAAAAUUCAGCGACCAAAUUUACAUCAUGUAGUUGCCCGAGAUAUAUACAUCCUUCGUCUUGGGCUUGGCCUUUUAAAAAAGAUUGCCGAAAGGAAAAAUGAUAUUCGCUUGUAUGCUGAUGAACUUGGAAAAGGCUUAAUGGGAGAGUUGGACUAUCGAUUGGAAGCUGCAAACGCAUCCCGAUUCUUGGAGGCUCAUUCAUCCUUUCCAUUCAUUCACGUGCCUAAAGUUUAUCCUCAAUUCACAAGAAAAAAAGUGCUGACUAUGGAGUGGUUGGCUGGUGACAAUCCAACUGAUUUACUCUUAGCUUGUACAGGAGCUAAAGAUAAUAGUGCUGCACCUUCAGAGAAACAGGCAGUUGAAGCGAAGCAACGCCUUCUUGAUUUGGUGAACAAAGGUGUAGAAGCAUCACUUGUUCAACUUCUUGAGACAGGAUUUAUGCAUGCUGAUCCACAUCCUGGGAAUUUGCGUUACACAAGUACUGGACAGAUAGGGUUUCUUGAUUUUGGACUCAUGUGUCAAAUGGAACGGAAACAUCAGCUGGCAAUGCUUGCUUCCAUAAUUCAUAUUGUGAAUGGGGACUGGGCCUCUCUUGUUCAGGCUCUAUCUGAAAUGGAUGUCAUCGUCCCUGGCACCAAUACUCGUCUUGUGACAAUGGAAUUGGAAAAUACUCUAGGAGAGGUAGAAUUCAUUGAUGGAAUUCCUGAUGUCAAGUUUAGUAAGGUCCUUGGAAAUAUUUGGUCUGUGGCCUUCAAGUACAACUUUCGCAUGCCAACAUACUAUACACUUUUGCUGCGCUCUCUGGCUUCACUAGAAGGUUUAGCUAUUGCUGCAAAUGAUAAAUUCAAGACUUUUGAAGCAGCUUACCCGUAUGUUGUGCACAAAUUGCUAACCGAUAAUUCUGAUGCUUCGAGGAGAAUUCUGCAUUCAGUAAUUUUAAAUAAAAGGCGUGAAUUCCAAUGGACGAGACUUGUUCUUUUCUUGAGAGUAGGUGCAACCAGGAAACUCUUGCCCGUUCUGGAGUCUGCUAAUGAUGGGUUAUCAGGAUCCUCAAGUAGCAAUGAUAAUAUCUUUAACGUCGCAACUUUUGUCUUAAAGCUGCUACCGUCAAAAGAUGGUACUGUGCUUAGAAGGCUGUUGAUGACUGCAGACGGUGCGUCAUUGCUUAAGGCAUUUCUUUCACCAGAAGCUGCUGCUGUCCGACAACAAUUCUGUAGGGCAACUGCAGAUGUGCUGUACCAGUGGAUGGCGGGAAAUAUUGUAAAGGAUCCUUAUCUAACCACAUCUUCUAACUCAUUUGCAGCCAACUGCAAGUUACUCAUAGCAGACCGUCGCCUCAAAGUCGUGUUUAACAAAAUACUUAAUGAUGCAAAACGGGAUUGGUUGUUAAUGCUUCGCUUUUACGGGACAUCUUUCGUCAUGUUUGUUAUUGCUUCAGCUAUGGCUUGCCAUCGGUUAAUGAUUUCUCUCUCAAAAAGUCAUGCAAGUCGAUUAUCAUUUUCUCCUAUCCAAGCCGUUGUCAGCACUUAAAAAAAACAUUUGCACAUUGUAAGAACUAUCGACAACUGGUUAUUGGGGCCAAUACAAAUUUGUCAAUGAAGUCGACAAGUUUGGCCUUCCGAAAAAGGGACUGUAGUGAUUAAUUUCACCUUAAGAUCAAAGAAUACUGUAAGUUCCUCAAAGCCAGGGUACAAGCAUGCAGCUAUCGUGCUUCAUUUCAUGUACACCGUACUAAUCUACCUUUUGCUGAAUGCUCUAGGGACUUGCAUAACACCUCAUUAUCAAGAAAGAUACUAACCUGUAUCUCUAUAAGUCUAUUUGAUUAAAAUUUCUUACUGUCAAGUUUGGGAGAUCAAAAUUUUAUAUAUAAAUAUAUACUAUGUAUAACUGCUUUUUCUAGGUA